AUGACCCUAAAUUCCUGGGCUGAAAGGUGGGCCGAAACGUGGGGAUUGAGAGACAAUUUCGAGUCCACGGGAUUCAAGGUCGCUGCCUACGACAUAAUUUGGACCGGAUGCAAUGUCCCUGGACAAGGUGAUCAGCCAUACAAUGCAGGAGAACGUAUCCGGUUUCGAGAAUAUGACAACGAAGAUGGAACAAGUUGCACUCAUAAGAUGUCAUUUCAGUUCGGUACCUGGUUUGGGAUUUUUAAGUGUCAAGCUUCCGAAGAUUUCUAUUCAUACACAGCAACAUUAAGCAACUUCGAGUUCUUGGAUGGGAAUCCAGACCUGAACGAAAAUCUUGAACAGAUUGGAGCUCGAGAUGACUGGUUUACUUUCGAGUUCGUUGAUACCUUCGACGAUAACGGUUUGCCGUUUCUGUGGUGGAAAAAAUUCGAAGGAAGUAGCAUGAUCGGAUCGACCGCAUUAUUUGGAUGGGCGAAGUGCUGUAUGGAUGAAACUGUAGAAACCGAUUAG
Messenger RNA from Mollisia scopiformis, 510 nucleotides. RefSeq lists its product as uncharacterized. NCBI's taxonomy places the organism in Eukaryota, Fungi, Ascomycota, Leotiomycetes, Helotiales, Mollisiaceae. The record is from RefSeq and is a predicted model, not a curated record. The transcript has 2 exons. Bases 1 to 510 code for a protein of 169 amino acids.